AUGUCAAAUGCAGGUUAUCUAGACCAUUGUAAGCCACUGUUUAAAGAAUUACAAAUUUUAACAGUGGUGGACGUUUACAUUCUUGAAUGUGCAAUUUUUGUAAAAAAGAAUCCAACACUCUUUGAGGAAUAUCAACGUGAACACUAUUAUUUGACAAGAAAUAAAGAUAAAAUGACAAUCACUCAAACACAGAAGACGCCAGAUUAUAGUGUGUUUAGUAAAAUACGUAAAAAAAUAGGCACUAACUUACUAUCUAAAAUAUUUGCAAAACUCAGAGAGCAAUUACGAUUCCAAGGUUAUAUGAGUGAAGUAUUUACAUUUGUAGAUGCCUCUCAUUUAAUCUCAAAAGCUAGCCAUUGGGAAGAACGUGAUGAAUUGAGGAAACAAAACUAUGACAGGCUAAAUAAUGAGACUUUGGCUAAAGUUGCGAAUGAUAAACAAGCUAAAAUUGGUUGUAAAGGAGGUAGACAUAAUGUAAAAAAAAUCCAAAAAAUCUCAUUAAUAGGAAGCGGUAACAUAGGUGGAACGCUUGCUCAUUUAAUUACUCUUAAAAACUUAGGGGAUAUAGUAUUAUUUGAUGUGGCUGAAGGGAAUCCACAAGGCAAAGCUCUAGAUAUAAUGCAAGCAAAUACUCUAGCAGGCUCUGAUAUCAAAAACAAAGGUACAAAUGAUUAUGCAGAUAUAAAAGAUUCUGAUGCUAUAAUUAUCACUGCUGGUUUGCCUAGAAAACCUGGCAUGAGUAGAGACGAUUUAAUUAGCGUCAAUACUGGUAUUAUGAAAAGCGUUGCAGAAAAUGUAAAAAAAUACGCUCCUAAUGCUUUUGUAAUAGUAAUUGCUAAUCCGUUGGAUGUCAUGGUUUACGUGAUGCUGAAAGAAAGUGGCUUGCCACAUAAUAAAGUCAUUGGUAUGGCGGGCGUACUUGAUUCAUCAAGGUUUAACCUUUUUCUUGCUAAGGAGUUUAAAGUGUCAACUAAUAGCGUUAGCAGUAUAGUUCUUGGCGGUCAUGGUGAUGCUAUGGUACCGCUUGCUAGAUAUUCUACUGUAAAAGGCGUGCCUAUACCUGACUUAGUAAAGAUGGAGUUAUCAACCAACGAGCGUAUCGAAAAAAUAAUUGAUCGUACUAGAAAUGGCGGUGGCGAAAUCGUGGCACUACUUAAAACAGGAUCAGCUUAUUAUGCUCCUGCUGCUUCUGCUGUAGAAAUGCUUGAAUCUUAUUUACAAGAUAAACGACAAAUUCUAACCUGUGCUGCUUACUUGCAAGGCGAAUAUGGCGUAAAAGAUUUAUAUGCCGGUGUGCCAAUUAUUAUAGGCAAAAAUGGCGUAGGAAAAGUAAUCGAGCUGCAACUAACUACCGAUGAGCAAGCUUUAUUUGAUAAGUCAGUAGACGGCGUUAGAAAGCUGAUUGAAGCGGUGAAGUAA
Messenger RNA from Chrysoperla carnea, 1419 nucleotides. Its product is annotated as malate dehydrogenase. The transcript has 3 exons. Bases 1 to 1419 code for a protein of 472 amino acids. The record is from RefSeq and is a predicted model, not a curated record. Gene Ontology annotation, biological process: carboxylic acid metabolic process. Gene Ontology annotation, molecular function: oxidoreductase activity, acting on the CH-OH group of donors, NAD or NADP as acceptor. Lineage: Eukaryota; Metazoa; Arthropoda; Insecta; Neuroptera; Chrysopidae.